This is a messenger RNA of Prunus armeniaca (apricot), 1608 nucleotides long. The record is from the annotation of a GenBank genome assembly. NCBI's taxonomy places the organism in Eukaryota, Viridiplantae, Streptophyta, Magnoliopsida, Rosales, Rosaceae.
AUGUCCUCCCGCAAGCUCCUCUCGACUCUCAUCCGUACCUCUCUCCGCCGGACCGUCGCAACGACCAAAACCGCAGUCCCCAGAUCCCCCCUCACGCGCCCCACAGGGUAUCUCCUCUCACGCGUCGCCCACUACUCCACAUCAUCGGCUGUCGCACCAUCUGUGCCUCCCAAACCCGCUACACAGUCUGUGAGUGGCAAAAUCACCGACGAGUUCACCGGAAAGGGGGCCAUCGGCAAGGUCUGUCAAGUCAUCGGGGCCGUCGUCGAUGUUCGGUUCGACGACGGCUUGCCGCCGAUCCUCACAGCUCUCGAGGUCUUGGACAACUCGAUCCGAUUGGUGCUUGAGGUAGCUCAGCAUCUAGGCGAGAACAUGGUCAGAACCAUUGCCAUGGAUGGGACCGAAGGGCUUGUGGCUGUUGGUAGAGCCACCCUUGGCCGAAUUAUGAAUGUUAUUGGGGAGCCCAUCGAUGAGAGGGGUGAAAUAAAAACCGAUCACUUUCUACCCAUCCAUAGAGAAGCUCCAGCUUUUGUUGAGCAGGCAACUGAGCAGCAGAUUCUUGUCACUGGAAUUAAGGUUGUUGAUCUUCUUGCACCUUACCAAAGAGGUGGAAAGAUCGGGCUCUUUGGGGGUGCUGGUGUCGGGAAGACAGUGCUUAUUAUGGAACUCAUCAACAACGUAGCAAAGGCUCAUGGUGGUUUCUCAGUGUUUGCUGGUGUGGGAGAACGCACAAGAGAGGGUAAUGAUCUGUACAGAGAAAUGAUGGAAAGUGGUGUCAUUAAGCUUGGAGAUCAGCAGAGUGAGAGUAAGUGUGCUCUUGUGUAUGGUCAAAUGAAUGAACCCCCUGGUGCCCGUGCUCGUGUUGGGCUCACAGGGCUGACUGUGGCUGAGCAUUUCCGAGAUGCUGAAGGACAGGAUGUGCUUCUCUUCAUUGAUAACAUAUUCCGCUUUACUCAAGCUAACUCAGAAGUGUCUGCUUUGCUUGGUCGUAUCCCAUCUGCUGUCGGCUACCAACCUACCUUAGCUACUGAUCUUGGAGGACUUCAAGAGCGCAUUACUACAACCAAGAAGGGUUCCAUCACCUCUGUUCAAGCUAUUUAUGUACCUGCUGAUGAUUUGACAGAUCCGGCUCCUGCAACCACUUUUGCCCAUCUUGAUGCCACCACUGUGCUGUCGCGACAGAUAUCUGAGCUUGGCAUCUAUCCUGCGGUUGAUCCCUUGGAUUCUACAUCUCGCAUGCUCUCCCCUCAUAUUUUAGGAGAAGAACACUACAACACUGCUCGUGGUGUUCAGAAAGUUCUUCAAGACUAUAAGAAUCUGCAAGAUAUUAUUGCUAUUUUGGGAAUGGAUGAGCUCAGUGAGGACGACAAGUUGACUGUUGCUCGUGCUCGUAAAAUUCAACGGUUCUUGAGCCAGCCGUUCCAUGUUGCAGAAGUGUUCACAGGAGCUCCAGGAAAAUAUGUUGAGUUGAAAGAGAGCAUUACUAGCUUCCAGGGAGUUCUGGAUGGGAAGUAUGAUGAUCUUUCUGAGCAAUCGUUUUACAUGGUUGGUGGAAUUGAAGAAGUCAUUGCCAAGGCAGAGAAGAUUGCUAAGGAUUCUGCUGCUUAA